Molecule: messenger RNA, 711 nt
Organism: Coprinopsis cinerea okayama7#130
Lineage: Eukaryota; Fungi; Basidiomycota; Agaricomycetes; Agaricales; Psathyrellaceae
Exons: 1
Coding region: 1-711 (236 amino acids)
Source: RefSeq, a predicted model, not a curated record
AUGACAGUGUAUGUCACAGGAGUAAUCACCGGGUUUACCUGCAUCGCGCCAACCAUCCGCAUCGGCGCCGACCGCGACCACCCCGACGCAAAGGAUCCCAACAAAGUCCUCGCCUACCAGGACGAGCGGGGUCGGAUAUACACCACUGCCCAGGAGGCGCUCGAAAGUGCCGGGGACCGCGAGGUUGGAAUAGGGAAUGGGGAUAUGGUUAUUAAUGGCCCUAUUACUGGGGGUAUGUACUGUCAGAAGCAGAUCACGGAGGUGUGGAUUGAUAGAGAGCGGUUGCCAAAGAAGGGGGGGUUGGUGGAUACUGCUGGGGGGUCGAUUGUGGAGGUUAGGGAGGAGGACGCGAGGUUUAUGGAGGAGCGGGAGAAGCUUAUGGAGGAGUUGGCGAAGCUUAUGGAAGAGAAGGAGAAGUUUAUGGAGGAACAGGAGAAGCUUAUGGAGGAGCUUACUAUGGAGGAGCAGGAGAUGAUUAUGGAGGAGGGGGUGAAACUUAUGGAGGAGGCGGCAAGACUUAUGGAGGAGGCGGCGAAGCGUAUGGAGGAGGAGGCUGUGAAGUGGCGGGAGGCGGAUGAACAGAGGAGGGAUACUAGCAAGGCCGACGAGGAGAACUUGAUUCCGACCACACCUUCGGCUUCCAACCGCAGUUCUCCUACUAGGCGGGUCGGCGCCAAGGUUGCGCAAUGGCUUGGAGUGCGUCGAUCAUGA